AUGACUCUUGGAGCGGUCCGACAGCGCUACUGGAUCCCGCGCGGGAGAGCCGUUGUCAAGCUGUGGUUGCGUCGUUGCGUUACCUGCGUUCGGUGGCGAGCGACCAUUCCGCAGCAGCUGAUGGAGAGCCUGCCGCGGAAUCGAGUCACUCCCGCACGGCCUUUCUUCAACACUAGCGUGGACUACGCCGGGCUCAUUCAGUUGCGGACUAGUAGGGGACGUGGCCAGCGCUCGUACAAGGCAUUUAUCGCCGUGUUUGUUUGCUUAACCACUCGAGCAGUCCAUCUCGAGGCGGUAUCGGACUACACCGCCGACGCGUUCCUGACAGCUUUACGUCGGUUUGUAUCGCGUCGUGGUCUUUGUCACACGAUCCGAAGUGACUGCGGGACGAACUUUGUCGGCGUCGACGCCCAGUUGCGGGCUUUCUUUACCGAGAGCAGCCAGGAGCUGCGCCGGAUCGUCGGACAACUGGUGACGGAGCAGAUUCAGUGGAGGUUCAAUCCUCCCUCGGCACCGCACUUUGGCGGUAUUUGGGAGGCCGCGGUGAAAUCACUGAAGCACCACCUGCAGCGAGUCCUGGGUGACUCCACCUUGACCUUUGAGGAGAUGAGCACCCUCCUAGCUCAGGUGGAAGCGUGCCUAAAUUCUUGCCCGCUCCAGGCGUUGUCCGACGAUCCCGAGGACUUGUCGACCUUGACUCCCGGCUUCCUGGUGGGGGGACUAUUGACGGCCGUGCCUGACCCAUCACUGACAGAGCUGCCUGUCAACCGUCUGACUCGCUGGCAGCUCCUACAGCAGAUGCGCAAUCAUUUCUGGGAGCGCUAG
Molecule: messenger RNA, 825 nt
Organism: Solenopsis invicta (red fire ant)
Lineage: Eukaryota; Metazoa; Arthropoda; Insecta; Hymenoptera; Formicidae
Exons: 1
Coding region: 1-825 (274 amino acids)
Biological process (GO): DNA integration
Molecular function (GO): nucleic acid binding
Source: RefSeq, a predicted model, not a curated record